GCUACAUAAACAAAACCUGUGCAGAAGAAGAAGAGGGAAAAGAGGGGGGAGAAAAGGGAGGAACCGCGAGCAGUCAGAGCGUUCUCACUCUUCUGCUCCCUGGAGGACGCGCGCGCGCACAGACAGACUCUCUCCUGCUCCUCGCGCGCAAAAUCUCACAAUAGCAGUGGCACCCUGCUCCAUUAUCUCCGCGCUCGGUAACGGAGGACGCGCGCGCACGCACCCUCACCCUCACUUCCACACGCGCGCGCGUGCGAGGACUGUACGAUGGCUCAGCCGCGCAAAAGCGGCGCGAACAGCGACCCAGGCGCGUUCCCGGAGCUGGUGGAGCUGAACGUGGGCGGACAGGUGUACGUGACGCGGCGCUCCACGCUCGUCUCGGUGCCGGACUCUCUGCUCGGACGCAUGUUCGGUCAGCAGAGCCCCUCGGAGCUCAGCACGGACACCAAGGGGCGCUUCUUUCUGGACCGCGACGGCUUCUUGUUCCGCUACAUCCUGGACUACCUGCGCGACGGCAACCUCGUGCUGCCCGACUACUUCCGCGAGCGCGCCGGUCUGCGCAGGGAGGCCGAGUUCUUCCAGCUGCACGACCUGGCGCGGCGUCUCGCGCCGCUGGUCAGCAAGGAGAACUCCAUUGGCGACGAGGCACAGGGCGAGCACGAGCACGACGAGAGCGCGCUCGCGUCCUCCUCCACGACCACGACGUCCAGUCUGAACGACCCCCGCUCGCCCUCCCUCAAGUGCGGCUACAUCACGAUAGGCUACAGGGGCUCGUACACGAUCGGCCGCGACAUCCAGACGGACGCCAAGUUCCGCAGGGUUGCGCGCAUCACCGUGUGCGGCAAGACCUCGCUGGCCAAAGAAGUGUUCGGGGACACGCUCAACGAGAGCCGAGACCCCGACCGACCCCCGGAGCGCUACACUUCGCGCUACUACCUCAAGUACAACUUCCUGGAGCAAGCUUUCGACCGGCUGGCCGAAGCGGGCUUCCGAAUGGUCGCCUGCAGCUCCACGGGCACGUGCGCCUACACCAGCAGCGACCCCAACGAGGACAAGAUCUGGACGAGCUACACCGAGUACGUGUUUUGCAGGGAGUGACCAAAAACAAACAAACAAACAAACAGAAAAGUGACCACUCUAUAGGACUGGAGGACUCUAAGAAUCUUACCUUUGAUUUUUUCACCAUUGAGAAACCCACAUGUUGUGAAAGAGUAGCAAUCAAUGCGCAGAGAAGAAGCAGAGGUGGGUAGAACUGCCCCAAAACAUCCAUGAGUGAAAACAGGAAGAGAACUUAGCCACCAAAAACAACCUAAAGAAAAAAGUGGAUCCAAAAACUACAGAAUUCUGUUCUUUUUGAUUAUUUGUUUAAGCGGAAUCUUAUUAUUUGAGGCAGAACCUCCUUGUCUUAUUCACUGAGGUAACAAACCAGUGGGCAUAGAAGAAGCAGAGGUGGAACUGCUUAAAACAACCUUAAGUAAAACUAAGAGGAACACUUAGCUACCAAAAAAUAAAGAUUGGUCCAAAAACUACAGAAUUAUGUUUUUUUUUAUUUUAUUAUUCUUUUUUAUUCUUAUAAUUUGAGGCAGAACCUUCUCGUCUUAUUCAUUGAAGUAAAAAAAACAGUGGGCAUAAAAGAAACAGAGGUGGGUAGAACUGUCUAAGAAUCACCCUCAAGUAAAAAGUAAAAGGAAAACUUCUCUGCUACCAAAAAAAAAGGAGGUCCGAAAACUACAGAACGCAAAAUCUUAUGAGUCGAACCAGAAUCAUAUUGUUAGGUUUGCUUAUUUAUGGAGGUGACAAACAAAUUAUGAGAGGGUGUUAUCAGUGUGCAGAGAAGAUGUAGAGGUGGGUAGAACUGUCAGAAUUAUCCCAAAUGCUACAAAACACAUUGUAAAAGUGUCGGGACCAAAAAACACAGAAUUUUACUGUUGAUUUUUUUCCGAUUCAGUUUGACAGAAUUCUACUAUUUAUGUUUCUCAUUCUUUGAGGAAACUCACACGUUGUGAGAUAUUAUAAUCACAGCACGGAGAAGCAGGUGUGGCUAACAUUACCUAAAUGCCAUCCUCAAGUCACUUCUGUGAAAUAAGCACCCAAUUAAGACUAAAAGUACCUCCCUGAAACCAGCUUGGGUGGAAAAGCAUUAAUCCUAUGGUUGAUUCCCCUUCACUGAGUCAAUCACAGUUGUGCGAGAACAUUAGUGCACAGAGAGGAAGCAGAAGUGGGCAGAAAACAUCCUGAAGUAAAAAUGAUUACUUCCAUUAUAUUAUGACUCAAGUAGCUAUAAAAAUAGACACCAGAAAUGCUUGCGCAAAAAAGGCCAAUAGUCUAAAAAGGCCUCAAGUGUUGAGUUCAGAACGUCAGAGGAACAUCCAGCAUCUAUCAGCAUAGGGCCUGAAGUUUGUUAAGUGCUUUCUUCUCUUUUUCGGAUCCUGUCGAUCUGAUGCUGAGCAGAUGAGAAUGAUAUCAAAUGCGAAAAAGGAAUUCAUGACUAAACUGCGAAUGACUGAAAUGGAACUGAGUAAAAUGCAGAUCUUUUCUUCACAAGCCUACAUGAGUAGAAGUAUUAGCUCUUGAACACACAAAGUACAAAUCAAUCCAGAUUUCACUGAGGCACAUGGAGCUGAGUAGAGGAGCUAGUCAAUUUGCUGCUUCCCACCUCUGCAGAUCAGUAGAAGUGUGUUCUGUGUUUUGGCAGAAGUUUAAGGACUAGUUGAUGGCGAUAAACAAUGUUUGGCUUAAACAGUUCAGUGAACUCUGUUAAGAUUCCUGAGAAACCAGAAACAGACGGGCCUGUCUGGACAGAUUUGGAUGCGGGAAAGACAGGUAAUGUUCACUGUACUGUUACACAGCAGUGCUACGUAUCGAAUUCAUUGGAGGAAAAUUCAUAAAAGUUUCUGAACUUCCUAAAAGAAUCAUUCCUCAUGUUCCACCCACUGUCAGUCAUGUCAGACUCCAAGGCAUCUGUUCCUCUUUAUGCUCUGCAGCGCUUACUAUUUUAAUGUUUCACGUACUGUUUUCCAGACAUUUGUCCUGUUUCAGUCCUCCCACUGGACUUUUAUUUUCUGCUCACACAGAAAAUGAGGGUCUCCCUUAUUGACAGUAAAGUUUCUGGCAACAUUCCAGCAUGAGCUUCGGUUUCGUGCUUGAUGGUGUUAGAUAAUGUCUGGCUCAUGCGAAAUCAACUGUUGCAGUUUGGUUUAGUUUUAUCUGACAGCAGUUCCUCAAACUGGACCCUUACAUAAGGCUAUUUUAACCCUUUUUUCCAUCUGAAGUAAACCAUGUGAUUUCUUUUCCUCUGCACUUGUAUAUUUGAAAUCUUGAACUUUUGCCCAUACUGUUUAUCUGUAAGACCCAAAGAAUAAAUUAAGUAUGAAAGAUGUU
Molecule: messenger RNA, 3381 nt
Organism: Colossoma macropomum (tambaqui)
Lineage: Eukaryota; Metazoa; Chordata; Actinopteri; Characiformes; Serrasalmidae
Gene: kctd12.2
Product: potassium channel tetramerisation domain containing 12.2
Exons: 1
Coding region: 268-1098 (276 amino acids)
Biological process (GO): regulation of G protein-coupled receptor signaling pathway; protein homooligomerization
Cellular component (GO): postsynaptic membrane; presynaptic membrane
Molecular function (GO): protein binding
Source: RefSeq, a predicted model, not a curated record